Molecule: messenger RNA, 2587 nt
Organism: Anarrhichthys ocellatus (wolf-eel)
Lineage: Eukaryota; Metazoa; Chordata; Actinopteri; Perciformes; Anarhichadidae
Product: paralemmin-2-like
Exons: 8
Coding region: 277-1581 (434 amino acids)
Biological process (GO): regulation of cell shape
Cellular component (GO): cytoplasm; membrane
Source: RefSeq, a predicted model, not a curated record
UGUCUGCUAACAGCGUGAUAGCGAAACAAGCUAAUGCAACGUAGCCUUCUUGCAGAGGGACGCUACGUUAUUGAAUAAAAGGAGUCUGCAGCGCCACGCGCCGGUCUGCCACACACACACACACACACACACACCAGGCUAAAGUCACUCCCACCUCUCAGUUUGUGAACUUAUGGUCAGUUUGGGCUCCAAAAGUCCUCGUAAAAAGCCCCCGUGUGACGCAGUCAACAGCAACGCACGAGCAGUCUGUAGAAUUGAAUAUUUCGCCUUUAGUUGAUGGGAACUCCACUGCCUGCAAGUUGUGAAAGGCCCGGCAUGGACGAGGCAGAGAAGUACCAACAAAGGCUGCAAGCCAUAGCGGAGCGGCGUCGGAGGCAGGAAGAAGAGGAGAGGCUGACGAGGGAGACGGAGGAGGAGUGGUUGAAGACGGCCCAGGAAAAGAGGAAGCACUUGAGGGAGCAGUGGCUCAGCGAAGUGUCCCCCGUCCUUGACGAUCCGACGACAGGGGAGCGAACCGAAAGUCAAAAGACGCCCAAGGACGAGGAGGCAGCUGAAGCCAGAAGAGAGGAGCAAGCCUCCCGAGAAGAAAACAAAGAAUCUGGCAACUGUGCAGCUGCAGUCAGAACACACAGCCAGGCUGGAACUGACGAGGACGAGCAACAAGUGAAUAAAGACGCUGAGGAUCACAUCUCCAUACAAAUGGCGCAGAGGAUGUUUCAUGAAAGUGGGCAAGAAGGCCGAUCAGUCCUGGGAAUGUUGGCGGUGCAGGUCGAGAGAGACCCCAAGACGGGGGCCACCGUCGUGAGGUCGGUGGCCCCCGUGUCCUCAUCGGCCGGGGUGCCGAUGGCAACCACGGUCUUUGACGACGGCAGGAAGAGCAUCCACGCCGUCGGCGGAUCGGCAAGUCAACCCUCGACCGAAGAGCUCGGGCAGAUCCUGAGCUUCGUUGACGGCGUCGGGAUGAAAGUGCUGCUGGACGAGGUCGUGUUCACGCCGAACCAGGAAGAGACGGAGAUGAAGAGAGUCGAUGCCAGCAGAGCGCCGAAGGGACAAGUCGUGUCUUUUUCUACCCGUCGUGUCGUGUCAAAGGGCGACGAUCCGCAGUUAGACGUCUCUAGAAGCGACGACUUGGAAGCUGAGCUGGGGAUAGAGGAGUGCUCUGCUAUGGGACAGGAGGAGGAUGACAAAGAGGACGGGAGCAUCAUGGUGGUCAGAGACAUCGCAGGAGAAGUGGGCAACGUGGAGGAUCUGAGGUUGGAGGAAGGCCCGGUCACUCUGGUGUUCCUGGGAUACAGGGAUGGCGACCAAGGAGGCGGCCAAGAGGAGGACCAUGAAGGCAUGCUCACCGCCCAGCGCGUGAUCAUCACCGAGGAGGGAGAAGAACACGUCUUAGGACCGGAAACGUCUGCUUCACCUCAGGAAGAGAAAGAGUCCCAAGUGUUUCACGACAUCCCCCUGGACGGAAACGGGGCAGGAGUUGAAGUCCAGGGAGAGAACGGUGAUGACGGGUGGCAGAACUCAUCUUCACCCAGUAAAGCCACUUCCAAACCCAAGACCUGUCGGUGUUGCUCCGUCAUGUAAGACGGCGAUUGAGGAGAACCGCCUUCUUUGUAUCAUUUGUAAUAUUUGUAACACCUCAUGCUGCAUUGCUGCCUAAAUGACUUGAGACUAGACCACCACCUGGUGUGGUCCUAACUGGUUUUGAGCGCCCAUCACGUCUGUUCACAUUGCCAAAGAAAGAGACGUGUAUCAUGUUGUGGGUCUGUUAUAGCAGCUGUGGGCUGACAACCGCUCUGAGGGACAAUCCACUUCCUCCCUCUGGUGGACAAAGUGGAGAAUGAAGACAAAUGUCUUUGUCCCUUAGGACUUGUUCUGUGCCUUACCAGCCAAAACAUGUCCAUAUGUUUAGCUGUUGUUUAGUCUACGAAAUGGAAAAAGUCAAAGAGCAGAAGAAUCAUCAAUAUUUCUAACAGUAAUCACGGUGUGAUUCAUUGUGUCUAAAUGAAUGUUAAUUAGAGCGAUAUUUGUACCAACAUCCUUUCUACUACUACUCAGGGCUUUAGCUUCCACGUAGGACACUAGCGAUGUUUCUGAGAGUUUUUAAUGUCAUGGGAGGAGUUUGUAUUCUACAAUUAAACAUGAACAUGUUGAGUUUCUUCGACUCAGUCAAAAUAUUUAAACUAAUGGUCCGACAUUUUGGGAAACUAGUGCAGCUUCAGAAGGGGCCGAUCAACUGACCUCCGGUGAUUCUCGAGAACCGCUCAUCCAAACAACUUCACUCUCGACACCUUCGCUGCCUCGGGUCCUGAGCAACACACCCGUCAGGUGUGAAGUCAAACAAAUCAACGGUUUCCGAGAAAAAUUGAAGGACAGGCAUACAGACAGAGUCCUUUCAUUUCUGUUAAAUUAGAUACCUCAUGGCAGGAGAGCGAAGGUCCAACUGUGGAUUGGACUAUUUUAGGCUUCAAACAUGCAUUGACACAAGGGGGUGUGGUAUUUAGCCAAAGCAUUUAUGUUCUCAGCAUUGUGGGAAAAGCUUUGAAACUGCAUUUAGGCGAUAGUAUAGGAGGAUAAAAUUUAAAUUUAC